AUGGGGAAUGUGCCAUCUGCGGUGAAGCACUGCCUCAGCUACCAGCAGCUUCUCCGGGAGCAUCUCUGGAUCGGGGAUUCAGUGGCUGGGGCCCUCGACCCUGCGCAGGAAACAUCCCAGUUAUCUGGAUUCCCUGAGUAUGUUAAAAUAGUGGAAGUUGGACCUAGGGAUGGAUUGCAGAAUGAAAAGGUUAUAGUUCCUACAGAUAUAAAAAUUGAAUUUAUCAAUCAACUUUCCCAAACUGGCUUGUCUGUAAUAGAAGUGACCAGCUUUGUGUCCUCCAGAUGGGUACCACAGAUGGCUGAUCACACUGAAGUGAUGAAAGGCAUUCAUCAAUACCCAGGAGUUCGAUAUCCUGUCCUUACUCCUAAUCUUCAGGGUUUUCACCGUGCUGUUGCUGCUGGAGCCACAGAGAUAUCAGUUUUUGGUGCUGCAUCUGAAUCCUUUAGCAAGAAGAAUAUUAACUGUUCUAUUGAAGAAAGUAUGGAGAAGUUUGAGGAGGUUGUUAAGUCUGCGAGGCACAUGAAUAUUCCAGCACGAGGGUAUGUGUCUUGUGCCCUGGGCUGUCCAUAUGAAGGAAACAUCACACCACAAAAAGUGACAGAAGUAUCUAAGAGAUUGUAUGGUAUGGGCUGUUAUGAGAUCUCUCUGGGAGACACCAUUGGAGUGGGAACUCCAGGGAGCAUGAAGAGAAUGUUGGAGAGUGUCAUGAAAGAAAUCCCACCUAGUGCUCUUGCCGUUCACUGCCAUGACACAUAUGGACAAGCCUUAGCAAAUAUCCUUACGGCCCUUCAGGUAAUCUCUUCUGGAGAAUGUUCCAUCUACACUUGA
Molecule: messenger RNA, 831 nt
Organism: Callorhinus ursinus (northern fur seal)
Lineage: Eukaryota; Metazoa; Chordata; Mammalia; Carnivora; Otariidae
Source: RefSeq, a predicted model, not a curated record